AUGGCUCUCGAAUUCCCACCAAUAUACCUACUCAAGGCCCAUUUCAAGGAUAUUUCCGAACUUAAUGCUCUUGGUAAAAAGAUAGGCGUAGUGUUCAAUACCAAAGAAGAAGCCGUCAAAUUGUUUCUGGCCCAUGAGAAACUCAAAUCUAAGGUGCGAAUAGAAUGGGAGCUUCGUCAAAUUGGCAUUACUACGGAAGCAGUGUUCAGAGGCCCGGGGUUAAAUCAUGGUGAAAAGGAACAAACUCAAAAGGGGUCACCACCACGGAAGCGACGCAAGGUCGAGAAGAAUAGUGAUGGCAGGGAUCUGAUAGUCCUCGAUUCUAGCACUGAGUCUGAGGCUGAGUCCGAGACCGAGUCGGAAACCGAAAGGAAGUCACCAAGGUCUUCUAGGACUACCAGUCCAAGUAGUCCAACGUUAUCCCGAAACUUUCCUACGGAGUCAGAUGGAUUUCCUGCAUGGGACAAGGAUAUCAUCAAAGUUUUAGGAGUUGCUUGGUAUGACGACUCAGUCAAAGCCGGACAGCUCCUGCCAACUGAGAGAUACCUAGUCUAUGAAGGAAGAGUCGUGUCAGCGCCUAAGCCUGCAUGGCGUAUCCACAACAAGCCGCAUGAGCCCCUCAAGAUAUUGCCACUACCUGAAGCAACUGGUGCAAAGCCUUAUGACAAGUACCGAGAUGGGAGAUCCAAACCUCACACCACCAGGGGAAGGAUCCAUACACCACAUCUCAUACACGAGACUACUUCCGACCGCGAAGAGGAGUCUCAAAUUCCAGAUCUUCCAGAUGACCUAAAACAGCCCUACUCUUGCAAACGGCAAACUCCCCUCCACACACCAAAUGAUAGCUUUAUCGCGCAACUGAAACUCAUCAAAGAAGCUCGCCUCCUCACAGACGCCGAGGAGAGUAGCAGCGAGUGGUCUGUUCGCGCCUAUACCGGUGCAAUCUCAUCUAUAGCCGCCUAUCCAUUCAGUCUAACCUCCGCCCGCGAAUUGAGUCGCCUUCCUGGCGUAGGAUCAUCCACCGUGGAGUAUUUCAAGGAGUGGAAACGGUACGGGCACAUCACGGAAGUAGAGAAUAUGAAAAAGGACGAGAGAAUCACGACCUGGCGUAGUUUCUACGGCAUUUUCGACGUAGGGGCAAAAACUGCCAGGGACUGGUACAACAAAGGCUGGAGAGAUCUUGACGAUGUGGCACAAGGUUUUGGCAGUCUCUCAAGGAGCCAGCAAAUCGGCGCUAAAUUCUACGAGGAGUUUGAGGAGAGGAUGUCGAGAGAUGAAGUGGAGAACAUCGGAGCUGUCGUUUUGCAUGAGGCGAACAGGAAAGAACCAGGUUUCGAGAUGGUGAUAUGUGGUGGCUACCGACGCGGGAAGCCCGACAUGGGGGAUGUUGAUGUGGUAUUGACGCAUCGGGACGAGAAUGCUACUCUUAACUUCAUUGGCCGGAUUCGAAAGAGACUAGAGAAAACCGGUCACAUCACGCACUCACUCCGGCAAUUUGAUACGAACAGCAAAAGAGGUCAAGACCCCCUAGCUUGGAAGGGAAAAGUCAAACCAGGAGGCAAGAAAGCGGGAUUCGACACGCUGGAUAAGAUAUUCGUGGCUUGGCAGGACCCGGAAUGGCCUUCCAAGGCAGAAGAUCUGGAGAGGAACCCUCAGGCGAAGAAUCCGAAUAUACAUAGGAGAGUCGAUAUAAUAGUCACGCCUUGGAAAACAGCUGGAUGCGCCAUUGUGGGGUGGUCUGGCGGCAAUAUGUUUGAGAGAGACCUGAGGUUAUAUUGCAGGCAGGAACUUGGAUACAAGUUCGAUAGCAGUGGGGUGAGAAGAUUGGAUAAUGGAGAUUGGGUAGACUUGGAGGCGGGCGCUGAUACUUUGUUGGAAAAGGAGAAGAAAGUAUUUGAGGGGCUUGGCUUGAAGUGGAUUGAACCUACGAUGAGGUGUACCGAAUAA
Lachnellula hyalina is the source of this 1947-nucleotide messenger RNA. It is a transcript of the gene pol4, whose product is annotated as DNA polymerase type-X family protein pol4. Gene Ontology annotation, biological process: double-strand break repair via nonhomologous end joining. NCBI's taxonomy places the organism in Eukaryota, Fungi, Ascomycota, Leotiomycetes, Helotiales, Lachnaceae. The coding region runs from base 1 to 1947 and encodes 648 amino acids. The transcript has a single exon. Gene Ontology annotation, molecular function: DNA-directed DNA polymerase activity; DNA binding. Gene Ontology annotation, cellular component: nucleus. The record is from RefSeq and is a predicted model, not a curated record.